AUGCCGCCCGCCCCGGGGCGCCCCGCAGCGCCGCCGCCGGGCGCAACCGCUGCGCAACCGCCCGCUCCCGGCCGCCCACGGCCUCGCCGCCGCGCCCCUCCCUGCGCCCCGCAGGCGGUACACAAGCAGCCCGGCGGCGAGCCCCUGCUGGAUGUGGUGACGGAGGAGGGGCAGGAGGUGGCGGGGCUGCCCGCGGGCGACUGCUGCCUGCAAAAUGAGCGGGACGACACCGUGGAUGAUCUGGUGAAAUCCGACUUCCUGCACGAGCCGGGCAUCCUGCACACGCUGCAAGUGCGGUACGGCCUGGAUUCCAUCUACACCUACUCUGGAAACAUACUCAUCGCGGCCAACCCGCACAAGCGGCUGCGCCAGCUGUACGGCCCGCGCAUGAUGGCGCAGUACAGGGGCGUACCGCUGGGGGAGCUGUCGCCGCACGUGUACGCGAUCGCCGAGCAGGCGUACAGCGCCAUGAUGAUGGACGAGGCGCGGCAGGCCAUCCUGAUCAGCGGCGAGUCGGGGGCGGGAAAGACCGAGAGCGCCAAGAUGGUGAUGCAGUACCUGGCCCACCGCGCCAUGCCCGCCCACCAGCACCAGCACGCGCUGGGCGGCGCCAGCGUGGCGCGCACUGGCAGCGGCGGCGGCGGCGGCGGCGCGGCGGCGCCGACAAACGGCGUGGAGAGCGCUCCGAUCGAGGAGCAGGUGCUCGAGUCCAACCCUCUGCUGGAGGCCUUUGGCAACGCCAAGACCUCGCGCAACGACAACUCCUCCCGCUUUGGAAAGUUUGUGGAAAUCGACUUUGACAGCGGCGGCCGCGUGGCGGGCGCCUCCAUCUCCACAUACCUGCUGGAGAGGUGCGGGGCGGCGGUGGCGGUGUGGGCCCCCAGCCGUUCCUACCUAUUUUUCUACCAACUCCUGGAGGGCGGCGCCGCCUCCUUCCGCUACCUGCACCAGUCUGACGUGUACACGCUGACAGAUGUGGAUGAUGCCCAGGAGUUCAGGCACACCCUGGAGGCGAUGCGCAUCGUGGGCCUGCAGCAGCACCACGUGGAUGCGGUGCUGCGCACAGUGGCGGGCGUGCUGCACCUCGGCAACGUCGACUUCACGCUUUCCAGCCGCGACGAGGCGGCGGUGGCGGGCGGCGCCGGCAUCGCGGCCCUGGAGGCGGCGGCGCGGCUGCUGGGGGUGUCUGACCUGGGGCUGGAGGCGGCGCUGACCACCCGCGCCAUCGACGCACGGGGCGAGCGCAUCGUGAAGCGCCUGGAUGCGGGCGCCGCCGCGGAGAGCCGCGACGCGCUGGCCAAGACCCUGUACGCCCGCCUCUUUGACUGGCUGGUGGCCGCCAUCAACCGCAAGAUAAACUCCCUGGGCUCCGGCGGCGGCGCGGCCUCGGGGCAGCAGCAGCGGCGCUCCAUCGGCAUACUGGACAUCUACGGCUUCGAGUCGUUUGACCUCAACUCCUUUGAGCAGCUCUGCAUCAACCUAGCCAACGAGCGCCUGCAGCAGCAGUUCAACGCGCACGUGUUCAAGGGGGAGCAGGAGGAGUAUGCGCGUGAGGGCAUCGCCUGGUCCUACAUUGACUUUGUGGACAACCAGGACUGCCUGGACCUGCUGGAGGGCGGCGCCGCCAGCCUGGGCGUGUUCCCGCUGAUCGACGAGGCCUGCCGCCUGCCGCGCGCCACCUACCAGGCACGCCUGCGCUGGUCUAAGGACCUGGCGCACACGCUGCGCACGCGGCUGGCCGGGCAGCCCCGCUUCGGCGCGCCGCGCCGCCAGCAGCACGCGUUUGUGGUGGACCACUAUGCUGGAGAGGUGUGCUACUCUGCGGAGCACCUGAUGGACAAGAACAAGGACUUUGUGGUGGCUGAGCACGCCCACCUGCUGGGAUCCUCCUCCCUGCCCAUGAUCCGGGAGCUGUUUGCGGCGGACGCCGCCGCCGCCGCCGCGGGCGGCGCCGCCGCCGACUCAAUCGCCGCCUCGGCCGGCAGCGAGCUGCCCAGCCCCAAGAGGGGCCGCCGCUCCGCCUUCAUGCUGUCAAGCGUGGGAGCCCGCUUCCGAAAGCAGCUGGCCGGGCUGAUGGGCACCCUGGGGCGCUGCCAGCCGCACUACAUCCGCUGCGUCAAGCCCAACGCCGAGAGCCGCCCCGGCAGCCUGGCGCCCGAGUACGUGUUGGAGCAGCUGCGGGCGGGAGGGGUGCUGGAGGCUGUUCGCAUCGCGUGCGCGGGCUUCCCCACCCGCAAGCCCUUCCUGCCCUUUGCCCAGCGCUACGCCCUGCUGCUGCCGGAGGCCGCGGCUGGCGCCAAGGGCGGCGGUGGCGCGCUGUCCCUGCCUCUCACCCCCUCUGGCUUCAUCGACUGCCAGCUGGACGGCUGGCAGCUGGGCAGGAGCCGGGUGUUCCUGCGUGCGGGCCAGCUGGCACAGCUGGAGGGCGCGCGCGGCCGCCGCCUGAGCGCCGCCGCCGUCAAGGUCCAGUCGGCGUGGCGGGGCAUGGAGGCGCGGCGCCAGCUGCGCGCCGCGCGGGCGGCGGCGGUCGCCAUCCAGGCCGCGUGGCGGGGGCGCGCAGGACGGGCGGCUGCGCGGCAGCUGCGCCAGGACCGCGCCGCGGUACGGCUGCAGGCCGCCUGGCGCAUGCACCGCCAGCGCUCCGCGUACCAAUUACAGCGGCGGUGA
Molecule: messenger RNA, 2667 nt
Organism: Chlorella variabilis
Lineage: Eukaryota; Viridiplantae; Chlorophyta; Trebouxiophyceae; Chlorellales; Chlorellaceae
Exons: 23
Coding region: 1-2667 (888 amino acids)
Biological process (GO): vesicle transport along actin filament; actin filament organization
Cellular component (GO): actin cytoskeleton; myosin complex; vesicle
Molecular function (GO): actin filament binding; microfilament motor activity; ATP binding
Source: RefSeq, a predicted model, not a curated record